GAGGCGGCGGCGCGGCGGAGGAGGGGCGCAGCCGCUGAGCCUCCAGCCCCGCUCGGACGCGCUUCAGUCCAGAUACUCCCGGAGCUCCAGCCGCGCGCGUCGCGCGCCCCCACCGCUCUGGCCCCAAACUUCAGCUGCAGCUACAUUUCAAGCCAUCUAAUUUAUCUCUCAAGAUCAGAAACUGAGCCGCGACACGGGGAAGGAGUCCGCGGAGGAGUAAAACAACAGCUGAGCUAGAAGAGCUCUGGAGAGCAGCCUCCUCAGAGCACUAACUCGGCGUCGCGAGCGCAGAAACCAACAAGUGAGAAGGCGCUGCGUUCCCAGGGCGCAGCCGAAGGCGGUGGGAGCAGGCGCCGGAGGAGCGAGUGAGCGCCGCCGAGCCCGGAACCCGAGCCGGAGCCGGAGCCGGAGCCCCGGAGCCCGAGCCUCGGUCGCUGCGGCUGCUCAGCUCCGGAUCUUUCUGCGCGGACUGCGCGCGGCGCCGGGAGGAGGCUGCGUUUUGUCCUGGUUGCAGGCGGCGUCCGGGAGCAGCUGGUCUCCGGGGAAUAUGCGGCGCGCGUGGAUCCUGCUCACCUUGGGCUUGGUGGCCUGCGUGUCGGCGGAGUCGAGAGCAGAGCUGACAUCUGAUAAAGACAUGUACCUCGACAACAGCUCCAUUGAAGAAGCUUCAGGAGUGUAUCCUAUUGAUGAUGACGACUAUGCUUCUGCGUCUGGCUCAGGAGCUGAUGAGGACAUAGAAAGUCCCGAGCUAACAACAUCUCGACCACUUCCAAAGAUACCGUUCACCAGUGCUGCUCCGAAAGUGGAAACUACAGCACCGAAGACACAGAACAAAAUACCUGCUCAGACAAAGUCACCUGAAGAAAUUGAUAAAGAGAAAGUCUCCCUCUCUGAUUCUGAACAGAAAUCGGACACAUCUGAAGAGAAUAAAAUUGUGUAUACUGAGAAGCAUUCAGACAACCUGUUUAAACGAACAGAAGUGCUGGCAGCUGUCAUUGCUGGCGGAGUUAUCGGCUUUCUCUUUGCAAUUUUCCUUAUCCUGCUGCUGGUGUAUCGCAUGAGGAAGAAGGAUGAAGGAAGCUAUGACCUGGGAGAACGCAAACCGUCCAGCGCUGCUUAUCAGAAGGCACCUACUAAGGAGUUUUAUGCGUGAAACUCCCAUUUAGUGUCUCUAUUUAUGAGAUCACUGAACUUUAAGAAAAAAAAAAUAAAGCUUUUGCAUAGAUUAACGAAGAUCUUUGUUUUUUUUUUUGUUUUUUUCAUUAAAGAGCCAUUCCGGCACUUUAAUGAUAAAACCCCAUUGUAUUUAAAACUUUUCAUGUAUUUCUUUAGAACAACAUAAAAUUUAAAAACUUAACAUCUGCAGUGUUCUGUGAAUAGCAGUGGCAAAAUAUUAUGUUAUGAAAAUCCUCAAUGUUUAUGGAAUCGGUUUAAGCUUUUAUGCGCAAAUACAAAAGGAUUGUUUUUAUUCAGUGGUUCCAAGAGGGAAGAUGUUUCAUUUGUGUUAGCAUGUCUCAGAUUGACCUUACAAAGUUGGUCUUCCUUUGUUAAUUUAUCUGUUUCCCCCCCCUCUCUUCUGCAACACCUUUUGUCCCCUUAAAAACAAAACAAAACAAAAUUCUAUGCCUUUUGUAGCUGUUACAGUGCAAUUUGUCUCUGGAUAAUUCAGAUAAUGGUAAUUUAGUGUAUAUGUGAUUUUCAAAUAUGUAAACUUUAACCUCCACUUUGUAUAAAUUUUUAAGUGUCAGACUGUCCAUUUUACACUCGCUUUGUUUUCAUUACCUGUAGCUUCAGACAGAUUUGCAAUAGCAAGUUAAUGUGUAAAAUUGGAUUAUUACCACAAAACUGUUUAGUCAUAUCUAUCUAAUCAGAUCUUCUUUUGGGAGGAUUUGAUUUGAGUUACUGACAAGCCUCAGCAAACCCAAAGAUGCUUAACAGUAUUUUGAGAAGUUGCUGCAGAUUCUUUUGGCCACUGUAUUUGUUAAUUUCUUGUAAUUUGAAGGUACGAGUAUGGAUUUAAGGAAAAAAUUGGUUUUUGUUCUUAAAAAUGCAAUUUUAAGUUGUAAACGUCUUUUUAAGCCUUUGAAGUGCCUAUGAUUCUAUGUAACUUGUCGCAGACUGGUGUUAAUGAGUAUAUAUAACAGUUUAAAAAGUUGGUAUUUUAUAAGCACAGACAAUUCUAAUGGUAACUUUUGUAGUCUUACGAAUAGACAUAAAUUGUAAUUUGGGAACAUAAAAACUACUGAAUAAAUCAUGUGGCCUAAUAUUGAAAAUGUCACUGUUAUAAAUUCUAUGCAUUUCGAUCAAAUGUACAUCUCCCCUUUACUAACAGCCGUCUGCUUUCAAAGAUGAUGUGGGUUUGAUUUCUGUGUGUUCCAGAGUAUCCGUAAAUCCAAACCAAAGAGCUCAUUGAUGAGGCUGUUUAUUACCAGAUUCGCUUCUGAAUUGGCCAGAGUAAAUCUGAAUGUAUCGCCUUGUGUGUGUUCUGUUACAGAUAUUGGAAGGCUGCCAGGGAAUUGUGAAGCUUGCAACCUUUAUGGGAUAGCUGAUGGCAGUAUUGAGAUGGAUGCCUGUUUUUGCAAAUAACUUACAGGACUAUAAAUUCCAAAGAACUGAAGAGCACUCUUCCGGUAGUUAAGGCUUAGGCCUAGAGAUUGAUUUACCUUUGAAAUGGUGCUCCAAAUAUCUCCUGAAGCUUAACAGAAGAACAAAUAGAUGGAAUCCCUUACUUAGUUUACAUCGUAGUUCACACACAGGCAGGAAGGCUCUGUACAUUAAAAGGAGGGCCUCAAUUGCUUUGGAUGGAAGUUGCUGGAAAGCGAUGGAAGUAUGAGAGUGCCCUACCUGGGUACUUCUAAAGGAACAUUUCCUUCUUCUAUUUUUGUCGUUAAUUUUGCUUUACACUGUGAGCCACCAGAGUAGGAAAAGACAGCAAAACAGCAGCGACCUUUCCAACAUACAAUUUACUUUUUAAAUAAAGUGUGAAUACUUCAUUUAGAGAACAUCCCCUGGAUUUGCCACAGAACUCAUUAAGAAAAAGAAAAAAGUUUAAACAGCACUCAGAACAGUGUUUACUUAAAUUCUUAAUGGCCUUAAUUCUCAAAUUCUUGUUCCAUCACUGGCAGAAUCCAUCUAUUUUGGAGUGACUUAAGGGAAGUGCUGGCAUCUUCCAAAGCUAAACAGCACCCCAUCAGUUAACGGAGGUUAAGAAUGGAGUGGGUGUUCCUCUAGCUGUGCAAUGCAUAGUGAAAUUCAGCUCGUAGGAUAACAACUGCUUGGAAUAUCCAUGCCAGGAAAAGAACAUUUCUGGCAAAUAUUUUGUCACUGCUGUAAAGCAAAAUAUUUGUUAAAGUGCCAAAAUAAAGUCUGUCGUGCUGAAAGUGAAAAAUUG
Condylura cristata (star-nosed mole) is the source of this 3391-nucleotide messenger RNA. It is a transcript of the gene SDC2, whose product is annotated as syndecan 2. Lineage: Eukaryota; Metazoa; Chordata; Mammalia; Eulipotyphla; Talpidae. The coding region runs from base 548 to 1153 and encodes 201 amino acids. The transcript has 5 exons. The record is from RefSeq and is a predicted model, not a curated record. Gene Ontology annotation, cellular component: cell surface; membrane. Gene Ontology annotation, biological process: dendrite morphogenesis; cell migration.